UUUUUUUUUUUUUUUUCCUUUUUUCUUUCCCCCUUUCUUUUUCUUUCUGUUCCCUCCCUGUUUUCUUUUUUCCUCUUUCUUUCUCUUUCUUUCUUUUCCUCUUGAUUUGCUUUUGCUUUAAGGUGAGGAAAGAGACAAACAGGAGACAGGAAGCUGAUCUGCAAGGAUUCGGAGUUAUGCUGAAAGGACUUUGAUUUUUUUUUUUCCGUUCCCCCUUUUACAAACGCUGGCAAUUGACAUCAAUACAGACAGCCUGGUAGAGAGCAAACUGCCUCAUCCCAAGUGGACCCCGGCAGCUGGGAGAAGGCAGACAAGAUCUGGGGAAGCUGUGUGUGGGGUUUGAUUUUUCCCACCGAUCCCGGUCUCCUAUUUUUUUUUUUUUUUUUUUUUUGGUGUGUUUCUUUUUUAUAUUCUUGCUGUGUUGGAACUAGCGAGUGGUGGAAGACGAGCAAUCUCCGAAGCCUCAUCAGUCAUCGGGACUGUCAGGAAUAGUGGCUUAAGAGGAAGCUCGGCCUGGGGCACUAUACCCUGUCAUCCAGUUCCCUGCCUCGGAGAUAAAGAUUCCAGCUACAUGGGCAAACGCCUGGAUCAGCCACAAAUGUACCCCCAGUACACUUACUACUAUCCUCAUUAUCUCCAAACCAAGCAGUCCUAUGCACCAGCUCCCCACCCCAUGGCUCCUCCCAGCCCCAGCACAAACAGCAGCAGCAACAACAGCAGCAGCAACAGCAGCGGGGAACAGUUGAGUAAAACCAACCUGUACAUUCGAGGCCUCCCACCAGGCACCACUGACCAGGACCUAAUCAAGCUGUGCCAACCGUAUGGAAAAAUUGUAUCGACAAAGGCAAUUCUUGACAAAAACACAAAUCAGUGCAAAGGUUACGGUUUUGUGGAUUUUGACAGUCCCGCAGCCGCCCAGAAAGCGGUAGCGUCUCUCAAGGCCAAUGGGGUGCAGGCACAGAUGGCCAAGCAACAAGAGCAAGACCCAACAAACCUAUACAUCUCAAAUCUCCCCAUUUCCAUGGAUGAGCAGGAACUUGAGAAUAUGCUGAAACCCUUUGGACACGUCAUUUCUACAAGAAUACUAAGAGAUGCUAACGGAGUCAGCCGAGGCGUUGGCUUUGCCAGAAUGGAGUCUACUGAAAAAUGUGAAGUGGUAAUUCAACAUUUUAAUGGAAAAUAUCUGAAAACACCGCCUGGCAUCCCAGCCCCUAGUGAGCCUUUACUGUGCAAAUUCGCUGAUGGAGGACAAAAGAAGAGACAGAAUCAAAGCAAAUACACCCAGAAUGGAAGGCCUUGGCCCAGGGAAGGAGAGGUACUGAGAGGCAGGACUGUCCCUAGGCAAAAUCAUGAAGCUGGCAUGGCUCUGACCUAUGACCCCACAGCUGCCAUACAAAAUGGAUUUUAUUCUUCACCGUACAGUAUUGCAACCAACCGCAUGAUUCCACAGACAUCUAUCACGCCAUUCAUUGCUGCUUCCCCUGUCUCCACAUACCAGGUCCAGAGUACUUCAUGGAUGCCUCAUCCGCCAUACGUUAUGCAACCAACAGGUGCUGUGAUUACGCCGACAAUGGACCAUCCAAUGUCAAUGCAGCCAGCAAACAUGAUGGGCCCCCUGACACAACAGAUGAACCACCUUUCGUUGGGCACAACAGGAACGAUUCAGUCCCAAGACAGGAUUAUGAUACUCCACCAGCUGUUGUGUCAGUAUAUGACUGCUGCUGCUCCUAUGCAAGGGACCUACAUUCCCCAGUACACGCCUGUGCCUCCGACAGCUGUUUCUAUUGAAGGUGUUGUUGCUGAUACCUCUCCCCAGACAGUGGCACCUUCAUCCCAGGACACCAGUGGUCAGCAGCAACAGAUAGCGGUGGACACAUCCAACGAACAUGCAUCUGCAUAUUCCUACCAACAGUCUAAACCAUAAACAAGACUGAAGAAUGUCCGUCUGAAACUUUGCCUUGAAUGAAGAGACUUCAUUGAACAAGAAGUUGGCUUCCAGUUUGCACAGGCGUCAAUGGAAUGCUUUUUUCUUUUUUAAUUUUGUACUUUACCCAACGAAAACAAAGCGUUUUGUGUGCUGUGCAAAUGGGUCCUUCAUGUGGUCUGACAGUUUAUUUUUGCCAUCAUUUUUUAAAUUAAAGUAAAAAAAAAAAAACAAAAAAAAAACCAGAAGAGGAAAAACAACAAAAACAAAACAUGGAAGGUUGACAAUUGAUCUGGAAGAACAUUUGAAGUCAGAAUUGACCUGAAGGUGUAGAUAGAUUUUUUUUUCUUUUUAAUAGAAAAUCGGAUGUCAAGAGGUGGGCAAGCAGAAAUGGAAAGAAAUUGUCUUCCUCGGUAAUUAAGCUACUCUUUAUUUUUUUUUCCUUCUUGUUUAAAUGUGGGUUGUUUUUUUAUUUUUUCUUAGAAAUAUUUAGGUAAGGUUUAUCUUGAAUCUUAAUUGCCUUAAUUUUAAGGACGUCAAAGGCUCUCGAGGCAAGCUGUCAACGUCUUGUUAAAAAAUCAAGAAAGAAUUGAAAUAUUGUGCCAGCUUUAACUGGUACAGAAGCUUAAGACUCUUGAGUUUUUAGGGUGAAAAAACUGUACAGUUUAAAAGAAAAUGUUUUUCUUCAUUUGAAGAAAAUUUGUUGAUAAAAGAAACCAUGGCAACUGCAAGAAUUGGAAAAAUGCUGGGACUUUUCAUGAACUUUGUCUUAAGUGUUGACCCAUUCUAGAAGGCUAAAACAUUUUAUGGUAAAGUUAUUAAGGUUGGUUUAAAAAACAACUGCAUUAGAAAUAAUGCGUGUUUGGGGGGCAGAAUGCAGAUUUUUUUAAUUUACAAAGCGUGAUUGCUAGCAAAAGCAUUAGUGCUUUUUAUCUGCAGUCUUUUUUAUGAGCUUUACAAAGUUUUUAGUCAGCUUUGCUUGUCACAUUGCAAAACCUAGCUUAAGAGCAUUAAAAAAAAAACACAAAAAUCUUAAGUAGAUAGGAGCUUAUGGUCAAAAGUGCAAAACAAAACAAACAAAAAAAUACAAAAAAAAAGCAAUAGAUAGAGAAAUUGUUGACAAUUUCUGUAGUCUUUCCUAGUUGUGAUCAAAUUCAGCCUAUGGAUGGCCUAUUUUAUACCAAAGAUGAAGUGGCACCCUAUUGCAGUCCAGAAAAUAGAGGUCAUUUUUCUUUACUUUUCGUUAAAAAUUUUUAUUUGACCUACAUGGCCGGACCAGUUCUUACUUUGUUGUUUGUUUAAACUACCUUCCACUGGUGUUUUACAUACUGCAAAAAAAAUUAUUUUUAAUAUUUGUUGUUAGUAGAAGCUUGCUCCUGCUGUGUUCAGCCGUUUCAGCAUGAAGAGUUCUGGAUACCAACUGAUAGAGCCAAAUGGCUUUCAAUUCCAUGAGCUUUUCCAGUUCCUUGCUAGCUCCCUUGAAUAGUGAAACCUAUAUGGAUGGCCACCAGUAAGUUAAGACACUUUUUUUAACAGGUUGAAAUUUCUUUUUGUGAAUUUUGAAUGAAAGAUACUUCCUGAACCUGGUCUGAAGAGUCACUUGUCCAAAAAAAAAAAAGAAAGCAUAGUGAUAUUCUGUUAAGUGGUGAGUGGUCUCCUGAAAAGGUCCCAUUGUGUUAGUAACAAUAGUCUUCCUUCUAAAUUCCAACACCUUUGAUUUUGUCUUUGCACCUUAGUCUUUGUCAUCAUCCACAAUCAAUAGGCACCUUGAUUCUGCAGUGGGGAAGGGAUAGCUUCUUUUUGCCUUUUUUUUUUUUUUUCAUUAUAUUUUCAUAUCCUGGUAUUGUCAGAAGAAAGACAAUAGACCUUUUUAUUUCAGUUUAACUCUCUGAGACAAGUAGGACCAAUAAGACUGAGGAUUCUAUUAGUGGAAUUUAGGUAAGCUUUUAAAAUGCUAGUUGACAAUCAAGAAAUUAUUAUUUAUAUUCAUAAGAACCAAAACAAUUGGGUUUGAUCAAUCAUUAAAGCCAAAGGAGAUAUAUUUGCAUUGAGAAUGAUGCAAAGCUUUCUCUAAAAUGAAUUAAAUUGAUGGAACAAACAUCCCUGCAUAUUUGGUUCAUGAAAUCCAUAUUCAACCUAUACAGUUUUACCUGAAACUAAGGACAAUGAAACUUUGUUCAUUGGACCAUGCCCUAGAAUUGCUUUUUGAAUGCAUCAUUAGAAUCAAAUAAGUAAAACUCUUUUCACAAACUAAGUCAUAGGAACCUGUCUUAGUCCAGAAGAAGAGGGAAAUGCAUUAAGUGCACUGUAAAAGAAAGCAGAGUUGGCUUUUAAAAACUAUUUAAAAAUUAAAGGAUAAAUCUUUUUUCCAUUAUAUCAACAUGGGUAAUGAGUUUGACUCACAUGAAAGUGUCAAUAUUUCACUAUUUAUGACCUACAAACAGAAGCCCAGUGUUGAAAUAGAUCUGGUUCUCUUAUUUGCAACACCAUGUACUGGAAACUCAAAUUUAGAGAGUGACUCCCUAUCUUUGUGAUCAAAUUAGAGGUGAAAAUAUAUCCAAGAAAACGUAACAUGCUACAGAGAAAUUCGAACUGGUCACACCCAUCCUUAUGUUUUUCCAUGAUUUAGAGAGAAUCUUAGUUUUCUACUCCCUUCUGUUCCAUCCUUCAGCCUCUUCUGUAUUUUAAGGGCGGCACUUAAGUUUUAUCUUUGAGAAGUGGGCCCCUAAGUUUCAGGGGGUAUAAGCAAAUAUGUAUGGGAACUGUAUUUUUCCUCUUUCUUUUUUUUCACUGUCUGAACUCUUUGUAUAAAUAAGGAUUAUCCUGGGCAUAAUUCAUUUGAAUAUGAAACCAACAUGCUUUCUUUUGUUUCUGUAAAAAAAAAAAAUAAUGUGAUACAAAGAAAGUCUCAUUUACACAACCAACAAUGAGGCUAAGAGGUAGCUACCAUGUGGCUGAUGAAUGUGCCUAGGUAACUUCCUGUUUCUAUUCAAAACUACUGCUUUAUUUAUACAUUCAGAAACAUUUUUUUCAACUAUGAAAUUUCCAUGAUCUCAAUUUUUUUUAAGCCACUUCAGGCAAAAGGAAAUUACCUAUAAUUUUAUGUAUCCAUGUGUGUUUUGUGUUUGGAUUUUUUAUAUCAUGCCAUUCUAUAAAAUACCUUAUUUCAAGUCAAGAAGGAAAAAAUGGCACAUGUUCAAAUUUGCAUCUGUCAUCUUACCUAAUUGUUUUUUAAGAGUCAUGUCUGGGGAGGGGUGGGCAGCAUCAACAGGUAAGCAGCAUUACAUUGUAUUAAAAAUAAAACAACCCAAAAUCUGUGUUCAGUACAUGCAGACAUCAGAAUCCUAAUUUAAUCAACAAUAGUUAUGUUGGUUAUUUUAAUCCUAUUUACGUCUGUAAUUUUUUUUAAGUAUUCUAGUUCACCGGGUUUUCAAGCAUUUAUUUCGGUGUUCAAUUUUUCCUUUCAAUUUUAAUUGUCAACACUUAACCUAAACAUUAGAAAUCAAACUAAAGCCAGAAUCCAAAUGGGAUAAACACUAUCUCAUCCAAACUCUAGUAACAAGAACACUGGAGGAGGUGGUGGUUUUAUUUUCAUUUUAAAUAAUAAGGUAUUGUCAGGGGUGACAAAGUAUGCCUCGUGACUAGGGGCUCCUCAGUGCAUGGCCAGGUCUCCUGAAGAUGUCAUGGACCCCAUGGGAACUCAGUGUGAUACUAGCAGGGGCUGAUGACCGUCCUUGAACAUUGCCAUGUCUUGAAUAUUGUAAGUGACAUAAUAAUCUCAAAAAAAAAAAUCCUCUGACUCCAGUUUGGUCAGGGUUAGUUUGUUUCCUUGGUAGAUGCCAAUUGUCCAGGUGUUGUCUCCAUGCUUCACUUGAAUCAAUUCUUCCUGUGACCUUAAUGGAUCUGCCAUAUUUGACAGCAUAUAAGACUCACCUUCAGUCUUUUCUAAUGAAAAACUACACAGUGUUAAAAGCACUCACCUUAGAGCAGGAAGGCUGAGAGUAGCAGGUGGAUAGAGGAAAUAGGAAGUUCACUGUACCUAUAGAAUACAUCAAUCUUUUGCAACACUGCUUUAAAAUUAUUUUCAAUGAAUGUGUGACCAAAAAAAAAACCAACCUAGUCUUUCCCCAAAAAACUUGAUUUGAAUAAUUGGGAUGCCAUCAAAUACCUAUGUACCUUUUACAGUGAUCUAAAAUCUCCAUUAGUGAAAAGUGAGAUUUGAUUUAAAUAGGACUUUUGCAGUCUUUUUCAUGAUUGAGAAGUUUCAAUGUGCUGUCUAGACAGAUUAUAAUGUUAGUAGGAGACUAAAAAUACAUUUGACAAUUGAAUCUCAUGCUUCAUUUGAGCACACAAACCUCUGCAGAUGAGCUGAUAAGCAGAGGAAAAUUCUUAAGUGGGUUUCAGUGAUAAAUGUUUUUAUGUGAUAUGAAAGGAUAAUAUUUGUGUAUGUGUAGUACAACAUUCAGCACUUUUGAGGGUCACUUCAAAAUAAAGUUAAAACAUGUCAUGGAGCCCUUGAUCUGUAUUAUCUUGUCCACAGUAGGGAGUGAAAGAUGAGAUUUUGUUUUCGUUAUUGUGGCUGGCAUGCUUCCAAAUUUGGAGCUCGCUGGGACUGACAGCCUCUCACUGCAAUCCGAGGGACUGAUGUAAUUGAAACAGGCUCAUUGAUUCUGUACACUAUCCCCUUCCUGUGGCACAGUGAUAGUGGCAUUUCAUUAAUGAAUCAAUUCAUUUUACAAAUGACAUCCACUGUGGCAGUGGAGGACAGUUGAGUCUAACUCAAAUUUAAUAAAUUCCACCAAAUAUAUUUAAAUAUGUAAUUAGUCUUUUCAUCCAAAUGCUCUUGGUCAUGGCUGUCCUUUGUAGAUUACAUAGUUCAGGAAAGUACAAAAGCUAAAUGUAAGAUCCCUGAGUGGCCCCCAAAAUCGUUUAUGAUACAGGGUAGGGAACUCACCCCAGAUUGACCUCUUUUAUCGUUGGUUAUAUACCCCAAUACAUAUACAUAUUCAUCCUCUCUCUCUCUCUCUCUCUCUCUCUCUCUCUCUCUCUCUCUCUCUCUCUCUCUCUCUCUCUCUCUCUCUCUCACACACACACACACACACACACAGGAUGGAUGGCUUCUCAAUAUUCAUUUCUUUGUAUUUUGGGGAGGAAAAAUGAUGUUUCAAGAAAUGCUUCUUUCCCUCAGAAGCGUAAAAGCUGAAGCAGAAAUGAGAUCAAGCUUGGAAUCUGCAGGAAGGACCACUAGGCCACUGAGUCACACUUUCCUUCCCUUUUAUUCACUCUAGUUAAUAACCACCCCAUGACGAAAUCUUACAGAAAUACAAUCACUCUCAAUUUUUGAAGGGCUAAUUAUCUACUUUGUGCAUUUCUUUUAUAUUUUCUUUUCAACUAUUAGGACUUGGGGCUCGAGUGUUUUUUUUUGUUUUUUGGUGUUUUUUUUGUUUGUUUUUUUUUAACAUGCCACCCUGAGGGUGGAAAAAGAAACAAUUGGAAGUAAAAUUCAAAUUAGUCUAUUUUGCUCUUUGUUAAGUAUUGGUUUAUUGAAGGAGUUUGAAAUCAUUUGUAAAAAUUAAUGUCAGAGCAUUAUAUAGCAUUGAUUUUUUUUAUUACCCAUGGUGUCCCUUUCCCAUCCACCACAAAUAAUUGAGAGUUGACUGUAUUCUUGCAGAACAUAAAGAAAAGAAGAAAAAAAAAAAACAACACAAAAAAACUGUAGCCAAGAAUUUGGCUUCCCUCAAAAGAAAGCUGUUUCGGUUUCGUUCACCUUUGAAACUUGAACCAGUAGAAAAGGUCAACUCAAAAUUCAGUUAUGAAAAUAUAACCGCUCUUAGUUAAAUACACACUUAUCCCCAUCUUAAAUCUUUCAUGCAAAAAAAAAAAAAAUUUUUUUUAACUUUGCAUUAAUGUGUUAAGGCUGAAUGACCUUGACAUUCCAGUGGAUUUAUUUAAAUAAUCAUUUCAAAUUUAAAUAGUGUCCAAAGUGUAACUUUACUGUUACACUUUUUAUUUUAGGCCCUCUGGUCUUAGAUUAUUAAGAUGCUCUGUCCUCCCUAAAUGCUAUUCCCUCAUAUAUAAAAAAGGAGUUAUUCCAUACUUUUCAGGAACUGUAAAUACUAUUUCAAAAAGACACUUGAAAAAGUUUUCUCCAUUCUGAAAAUCAAUGCUUUCAUUUCCUUAAAAAGAAGAAUUGGAAUAUUAAUUCAAAAAUAUAUAGGUAAAAGUGUUCUUGCUAUGAAAUAUUCAGUUUCUUUAAAAAAAAGGGGGGGGGACAGCUUCUAUUAAAACCCUUGUUUCAGGCCAUAUUUGACUUCAUGGAACUUCUAGAUCAUCAUUUAAUUUUGAACUUAAUUUAAGAGCAUUUUGUACUGCUGUCUCUGUCAUGGAAAGUUCUGUAAUUCUAUGGUGUUUCUGGUUUUAUUUUUAAUAUUUUCAUCUGUACCACAGUCAAACUGGCUACCAUUUCCCCCAUUCCUUGGGCUUUCUGUAGAUCAGUGGAUGUUAGGUUUAAACUUCUGUUUUAUUUGAUGAAGCUUUCAAUAAAAAAUGGAAAUAAAAUCAA
Myotis myotis is the source of this 8486-nucleotide messenger RNA. RefSeq names its product RNA binding motif single stranded interacting protein 3 (gene RBMS3). NCBI's taxonomy places the organism in Eukaryota, Metazoa, Chordata, Mammalia, Chiroptera, Vespertilionidae. Bases 572 to 1924 code for a protein of 450 amino acids. Gene Ontology annotation, cellular component: nucleus; ribonucleoprotein complex; cytosol. The transcript has 16 exons. Gene Ontology annotation, molecular function: mRNA 3'-UTR binding; poly(A) binding; poly(U) RNA binding. The record is from RefSeq and is a predicted model, not a curated record.